Podarcis muralis (Common wall lizard) is the source of this 3418-nucleotide messenger RNA. RefSeq names its product dynein cytoplasmic 1 intermediate chain 2 (gene DYNC1I2). Gene Ontology annotation, molecular function: dynein heavy chain binding; dynein light chain binding. Gene Ontology annotation, cellular component: cytoplasmic dynein complex. Gene Ontology annotation, biological process: transport along microtubule. Lineage: Eukaryota; Metazoa; Chordata; Lepidosauria; Squamata; Lacertidae. The record is from RefSeq and is a predicted model, not a curated record.
CUGCUCCGUCCAGUCUCCUCGCCUCAUUUCGGCGCAUGCGCGUCUCGUCAGGUGAUGCUGAGCUGUCUCCGGCAGGGCUUUGCUUUGGGUCUCAACCGCCUUAUUGGAAGCCGCUGCCGUCUCGCCCCUUCCCCGCCGCCCUUUGUGAAGGAGCAUCUCGGAGCAAAGCCGGCGGCGGCAAUUUGAGCGGAGGAAAAGCCCCGGUGACAGGUCAGCGCGGCCGGCGGGGAUUCUAAUCAUGUCUGAUAAAAGUGAGCUGAAGGCUGAGUUGGAGCGUAAAAAACAACGCUUGGCCCAAAUCAGAGAGGAGAAGAAGAGAAAAGAGGAAGAGCGAAAGAAAAAGGAAACUGAUCAGAAGAAAGAAGCUCUUCCUGUACAAGAUGAGUCUGACCUUGAAAAGAAGAGACGGGAAGCUGAAGCCUUGCUUCAGAGCAUGGGUUUAACACCAGAUGCUCCUAUGGCUGUGCAACCUCUACGACUAGUAACAGCGGAUACCUGUCUGUUUCACUAUUUAGUCCCUCCUCCUAUGUCUCCAUCUUCGAAAUCUGUGAGCACACCAAGUGAGGCUGGAAGCCAAGAUUCUGGUGAUGGUGCUGUUGGUUCUAGGACGCUGCAUUGGGAUACUGAUCCAUCAGUUCUACAGCUUCACUCUGAUUCCGAUCUGGGACGUGGACCUAUUAAACUUGCAAUGUCCAAAAUUACACAAGUUGACUUUCCUCCUCGAGAAAUGGUCACGUACACAAAGGAGACCCAAACACCAGUUAUGACUCAGCCAAAAGAAGAUGAAGAAGAUGAAGAUGAUGCAGUGGUACAAAAACCACCAGUUGAGCCUGAAGAAGAAAAAACAUUGAAAAAAGAGGAGGAGGAGGAAGUUGCCCCUCAUGAACUGACAGAAGAGGAAAAGCAACAAAUUUUGCAUUCUGAAGAAUUUUUGAGCUUCUUCGACCAAUCAACAAGAAUUGUGGAAAGAGCUCUUUCUGAGCAAAUUAACAUUUUCUUUGACUACAGUGGGCGAGACCUGGAAGAGAAAGAAGGAGAAAUUCAGGCAGGUGCUAAACUGUCCCUAAACCGACAGUUUUUUGAUGAGCGUUGGUCAAAGCAUCGUGUUGUUAGUUGUUUGGACUGGUCAUCUCAGUAUCCAGAGUUGCUGGUAGCCUCUUACAACAACAAUGAAGAUGCUCCUCAUGAACCUGAUGGGGUGGCACUUGUGUGGAACAUGAAAUACAAAAAAACAACUCCAGAGUAUGUCUUUCAUUGCCAGUCAGCUGUGAUGUCGGCUACCUUUGCAAAAUUUCAUCCAAAUUUGGUGGUUGGUGGCACAUACUCAGGACAAAUUGUGCUAUGGGAUAAUCGCAGCAAUAAGCGAACACCAGUUCAGAGAACUCCCCUUUCAGCUGCUGCUCACACGCAUCCUGUGUAUUGUGUGAAUGUGGUGGGGACUCAGAAUGCCCAUAACCUUAUCAGCAUCUCGACUGAUGGAAAAAUCUGCUCGUGGAGUCUGGAUAUGCUUUCACAACCACAGGAUAGCAUGGAGCUAGUUCACAAGCAAUCCAAGGCUGUAGCUGUCACUUGUAUGUCUUUCCCUGUUGGUGAUGUCAACAACUUUGUCGUUGGAAGUGAGGAAGGCUCUGUGUACACAGCAUGUCGCCAUGGCAGCAAAGCUGGAAUCAGCGAGAUGUUUGAAGGUCACCAAGGACCUAUCACAGGGAUCAAUUGCCAUGCAGCGGUUGGGCCUGUAGACUUUUCCCAUCUUUUUGUCACUUCUUCUUUUGACUGGACUGUAAAGCUUUGGACUACUAAGAACAACAAGCCUCUGUACUCAUUUGAAGACAACUCAGACUAUGUUUACGAUGUGAUGUGGUCACCCACCCACCCUGCCCUCUUUGCCUGUGUGGAUGGAAUGGGAAGGCUUGACCUAUGGAAUCUCAACAACGAUACUGAGGUGCCAACAGCAAGCAUUACUGUGGAAGGUAAUCCUGCCCUAAACCGCGUGCGAUGGACAAAUUCCGGACGUGAGAUUGCUGUCGGAGAUUCAGAAGGACAAAUAAUAAUUUACGAUGUGGGAGAGCAAAUUGCGGUUCCCCGAAAUGAUGAAUGGACACGUUUUGGUCGAACUUUAGCAGAAAUUAAUGCCAACAGAGCUGAUGCAGAAGAGGAGGCAGCAACCCGAAUCCCUUCCUAGGUUGUUGAAGUGGGGGGUCUCGCUGUGAAUUUGGGGAUUGGUUAUAGAGGGCUUCAGAAUAGUAGCAUGUGUUAAGUAUGCGGCUGAACUUGACAUUUAAAAUGUGGAGUAAACUGUGGAGUCGACAAGUGUAUAAAGAUCAGUGAAAUUGAUCUUGCAGAGUUGCUUUUUAAUCCCUGAAUCACCACCCUUAAUCUGAUAGAUAUAAUUUAUUAUUUACCCUGACUUGGCAAGGUGUAUGUUCUACUGAAACACUAACCACGUUGAAUAUUUAAAGUUCAACUUUCAAUGGCAUAUAACUAUUUCAGAGCAAUUUAAGUUCUGUAAGUUUCUGAACAAGAGCUUUUCCAAGUCAAACUGACAGGCUAUGCUGUGGACAUCAAUCUCUGGGGCACUGGGAAAGUGUUAUGGCUAUAGUACUCUUAAUGGCUUAGAUUUGUGCAUGCAUCUGUUCACAGUAACCUUUAUCCUAAUUAUUAUAUAAUAGGCUCCAGGCUACAGUGGUAGGUCAUGUAUAUGACUAAAAAAAUCUGUAAACCCUUUUUUUGUAAUGGAAACUUUCUAAAAUACCUGCUAAGUACUUUGGAUUUUUUUGUUUGUUACAUUUCUGCAGUAGAGUAAGAAUUCUUUAUAAAUAAACAUUACAUGGCCUCUUUUCUCACAAGCAUCUGUUUAAAGACUUGUUUUUCAAGAGUUUGCAUUUUCAGAGGUUUGUGCAGGGGCAGGGGUGAGGGGCUGCAGGAAAAUAAUUAACUUACAAACUCCAUUUCUUUUUUUAAAAAGUAUCUUGUGCCUAUAAUAAAAAUGGAUUUGGGAUUUAUUUUGUAAUUCUUCAGUUUACUUGAUAUUACUCAUGUAACAGUUCUUUAAACUAAAGCAAAAAGAAUGUGCACAUGAGGCAAUUCAUACUUUCAAAAGCAACUUGUCCAUUUUUUCUCUAGGACUUUGUAGUAGGUGCGGUAUUAUCUUACCAUCACAUAAGAUCAGUGUAAAGUUCCACAUUAUUUGAUUUAUUUUUUGCACAUCAGUUUCUUUCCUAUGCAACAAUAAGAUAUACAUUUUUAAUCGUUUCUGAAAUAUCUGCCUAUAGGCUUGAAGCUAUUUUUUAAGGAUUCUGGAUUAUUAUUUUUAGUUGACUUUUUACUCCCAUAGGUAAAAAAGCAUGCUGUUUCUACUGAUGAAUACUACUCAGAAAAUCCAAUUACCAAUUCUGAUAUUAAAUUCUUGGUUAUUCUA